AUGGAUAAAGCGGACGCAAAGAACGCAGUCGAGGAGUAUGUCUACGACUUGCGCAACCGGCUCAGCAAUGAGUUGGAAAAGUUUAUCAAAAAGCAGGAUUGUACUGAAUUCGUAAACUUGUUGAACAGUACGGAAACUUGGCUGUAUGACGAAGGCGACGAUCUGAGCAAAGAAGUGUAUCAGGAGAAACUGAGGCAGCUAAAGAAUAUCGGUGAUCCGGUGAUCGAACGUUACCGCGAAUAUACGGAAAGGCCUGCGGCGUUUCAGCGGCUGAACGAGAUGCUAAAUACGGCAAAGAACGCCUUCUCAGCAUACAUGUCCAAGAACGAGAAGUACAGUCACUGGGAGCCGAGCGACGCAGAAAAGCUGCGCAAGGCGAUCGACGAGAAAGAACGCUGGUACCAGCAGCAAAUGGCGGCGCAGUCGCGCAGGGCGCUAACAGAACCGCCGGCAGUCUUCGUACACCAGAUCGUGCUGGAAGCACAGAUGUUCGAAAGCGUCGUCGGGCCGAUUUUGAAUAAGCCGAAGCCUACGCCAAAGAAAAAGAAAGAAUCGGCGCCUAAUGAAAAGAAAGAGUCGGCCAAAGAGGCGUCUCCGGAAUCGAAAGCACCUACCGCAGGGGAACAGCAAGUACCGUCAGAACCAGUACCAAAAGUCGAAGAAGUUGACUAA
Molecule: messenger RNA, 672 nt
Organism: Soboliphyme baturini
Lineage: Eukaryota; Metazoa; Nematoda; Enoplea; Dioctophymatida; Soboliphymatidae
Source: the annotation of a GenBank genome assembly